Penicillium concentricum is the source of this 2220-nucleotide messenger RNA. Its product is annotated as putative 60S ribosome biogenesis protein Rrp14. Lineage: Eukaryota; Fungi; Ascomycota; Eurotiomycetes; Eurotiales; Aspergillaceae. The transcript has 6 exons. Gene Ontology annotation, biological process: ribosomal small subunit biogenesis; ribosomal large subunit biogenesis. The record is from RefSeq and is a predicted model, not a curated record. Gene Ontology annotation, molecular function: DNA binding; RNA binding. Gene Ontology annotation, cellular component: nucleolus. Bases 1 to 2220 code for a protein of 739 amino acids.
AUGUUAAUGCAGUCGGCUCUCUCAGCUCUGUGUUUUUGUCUCGGCAUUGCAUCUGCUAAACCACACCCAACGGUCUAUAUAAUUCGACACGGCGAGAAGCCCCAGGAUCCAAACGAGCAUGGUCUAAGCUCAGACGGGGUCAAACGGGCACAGUGUCUGAGGCAUGUUUUCGGUCAAGGCUCAGUGUACGGCAUCGGGCAUAUUAUGGCACCUCGUGUGAAAAAGGAUGGCGCGCAUGGACGUUCAUUUGAAACCGUUCUACCCCUUGCCAACGAUCUCGGUCUCACAGUUGACACACAUUGCAAGCGGAACCAAGUGAGAUGCGUGGCAAAGGCGAUCAGGUCCUACGAUGGACCGGGCAACAUUUUGAUUGCAUGGCGGCAUUCGAAAAUGGGUGGGAUUGAGGAGGAGCUUGGUGCUCUUGAGCCUAUUGAAUAUCCGGAUGAGCGAUUCGACCUUAUUUGGACAGAUCCUUGGCCAUAUGGGAAUGUGACGAGUAUCAAAAGCGAGGAAUGCCCGGGACUAGAUGCUAGGACUGGCCUCCGCCAAGAUUUCCUCCCCCCAAAUUUUUCGUUGCGCUUGAUUGUCGAGCUUUACCCUCCAGAUUACAAUUUCUGUUUACGGGAAAAGAUCAUGGAUGAUAUCGAGGAACGGCUGCGCAGCCAUGCGCAGGCAUUUGACGGUCUGCUGUCUUUGAUCCCCGCUAAAUACUAUUAUGGCGAAGAAGAUACAAGUGAUCAAUGGCAACGCAAAAAGCAAACCAAAGAACAAGCACGCGAGGCGAAGCGGGCGAAGCUGAACCCCGAAGCCGCUAAGACCGCCAAAGACGUGAUGGAUGAAAACGCACGCAAGCGAAAGCGGGAGGACGGCACCCUCGAGUCCGACUCGUCCGACGGAGAGUUGGGCACAGAGACCCCUAAGGAAGGACUGCAACGCGGAACCACCAACAUCAAGAAGCAAAAGCAGGUCGAGAAGACUGAUAAGCCAGACGCUGCCAAGGCAGCAGAGGCUGAGGCACGGAAAAAGCAAAAGGAAGAAAAGAAGGCCCAGAAGAAGGCCGCCCAGAUGGAGAAAAAGAAGGCUAAGGAUGCUGCCCGGAAGGAAAAAUCUCAGCAGGGCAAAAAGCCAUCGACUACCCCAACUGAGGAUUCUGAAAAAUCUGCACCCAAGCCUAACGGCAAGGCAACCAAGGACACUGAAGUGUCCGAGGAUGAAGAGGAUGACGACCAAGAGGAUGACGGUGUUGUUGAGGAAGGCUUCUCCGUUGAGUUCAACAUUGAACAGGAAACCCCUUCUUCUGCCCCAUCUACCACCGACUCUCCUACCUUCGAUGCCUCAAAUCCCCAAUCCGGCACCUCCUCCACUUCCUCCAUCGUUCCUCCCUCCGCCUCCACCGAAGCCAAACCCUCAGAGCCCAAGCCUCUCAAGCACACACCCGAAGAGCUGAAGCAGCGUCUACAGAAGCGUCUAGAUGAGCUUCGGGCUAAGCGCCAUGCAGAUGGACUCAAUGGCAAGCCUGCACGCAACCGUCAAGAGUUGAUCGAAGCCCGCCGACAAAAGGCCGAGCAAAGAAAAGCACACAAGCAAGAAUUGCGUCAAAAGGCCAAGGUUGAGGAAGAAAAGAAGACCGAUGAGGCUAUGGCCCGCCGCUUCUCGCCCGGUGGCUCUGGAUCUCUCUUGGCAUCCCCCCGCUCCCCUGCCGAGUCCGUCAGCUCCGCUAGCAACAACUUCUCCUUCGGCCGUGUGAUGUUCGCAGACGGCCAGCAGACUGAUGCCACCGGUACCAGCGUGCGCGAUAAGCCGAAGACCGGCGGUGCCCGUGACCCGGGUUCCCAGCUCAAGGUCGCCGAGGCCAAGAAAGCCCGCCUCGAAGAGAUGGACCCUACUAAGCGUGCCGAUAUUGAAGAAAAGGACAUGUGGUUGAAUGCCAAGAAGCGUGCUCACGGCGAGCGUGUCCGCGACGAUACCUCUCUGCUGAAGAAGGCCCUCAAGCGCAAGGAGACAGCGAAGAAGAAGUCCGAGCGCGAGUGGGGAGACCGCAUGGACGCCGUCGCCAAAUUCAAGGGCGAGCGCCAGACCAAGCGCGAUGAGAACCUUCGCAAGCGUCGGGACGAGAAGGGCACCAAGGGUGGCAAGAAGAAGUCCAGCAGCGGUGGAAAGAAGAAGGCUGCUCGUCCUGGAUUCGAGGGCAGCUUCAAGGGUGGUGGCAAGAAGAAAUAA